CUCAAACGACGGCCCAGUAGUACAGUGAGAGAAGCAACAGCAUUCCCAAAUCCCAAUACAACUAUUCUCAUCCCGGUGGGGAAACGCGAAAAUGGGGAUUUGGGGUUUCAUCACCUCCGGCACCGAUUUGUUGAAACGGAACACUCCUGAUCCAGUCAAGCGAGCAUGCACAGCGUCUUAUGGCUACGGAGCCGGUGCCGUUGGAAUGAUCGGCAACGCCUGUGGACAAAUCGGCAUUCGCCACCUCAACCCGAUUCACUAUGUGCCCGACGGUGAAACACGCUCAAAGAUUGCCGCUUUCUCCACCAAAUUCGUCAAAAACGCAGCCGUUUACACGUUCGAAGAAACUUGCAAAAAGAACCCAUUUACAAAGGGAUUGACUUCAGUUUAUAAACAAACGAUGGGCGAGAUGGUAUGGGGAAAUCAGGAUUCUGGUUCAUCUAUGAAACCUGAUUCCAGUGAACCCAUGGAAUCGGUUGAUGUUGACCUUGACCCAAUUGAUCUCCGAGAACGGGAAGAUGAGCAUCGAAGGAUCUUUGUGCCUGUAAAAGAACUCGUUUCCAGUCGUUUCUUCAACGAGUUGAUUAUUCGAGAUGUACUAAUCGCAACGUGUAAGGAUUGCACUGCAACACAUAUCCCACAAACUAAGAUUCCAGAGGAAGAUGAUUGAGAGCCUGAGAGGUGCCCUUGCUUGCUAUAGUUUCCCUUUGUACUCUAGGGCCGCUUGUAUUUUAUGUAAAUUUUGGGUCCUUUUCUGAAUUCUAUUCACCCUGUGAUGCCUUCUCUGCUUUUUAAAAUCAAUUAAGCACAUUGAAGAAGCACUCGUACACAGCAUUCUGCUCUCUCGUUACUCAUGACUCCUCCCAUUAACUAAUGAGUUUAUUCUGCUUAAUAUCCUCCUAAACUUCAAAUAUUUGACAA
Messenger RNA from Cuscuta epithymum, 921 nucleotides. Lineage: Eukaryota; Viridiplantae; Streptophyta; Magnoliopsida; Solanales; Convolvulaceae. The record is from the annotation of a GenBank genome assembly.